This is a messenger RNA of Anopheles arabiensis, 8477 nucleotides long. Its product is annotated as phospholipase B1, membrane-associated-like. The transcript is spliced from 5 exons. Bases 6877 to 8139 code for a protein of 420 amino acids. Lineage: Eukaryota; Metazoa; Arthropoda; Insecta; Diptera; Culicidae. Gene Ontology annotation, molecular function: glycerophospholipase activity. The record is from RefSeq and is a predicted model, not a curated record. Gene Ontology annotation, biological process: phospholipid metabolic process.
AUAAGUGUGCCUGUGUGUGAAACAUUCAACCAAGACGCAAUGACAAUGUCUUAAGUGCAACUUUUGUGUGAUUAAUUGAUUUACUUCAUUGAGCCCGGGAAACUCAAAUGCUCACCUCCCCCAUUGAACCCAUCCAUUCAUCAACAUUUAAAGCUUCAAUCAUUCUCGUCCUGCCAUAUCUAGAACAAACAAUCUUUGGCACCAAUCGCACCCUUUACUCGCACAGUUCAGCAACAGCAUCAAGCCGUGCUCAAGGUUUCUCGUCGCAUCCUCUCUUACCCUUGCCCGCCUAAUCCGUCUGUGCAAAUUACCUUUUAAAAGCACAUAACCACCAAUUCAUUAUCACGAAUCUCAAGAUAUUAACGAAACGUGAAAAAAGAGUGAUGCUAAAGUAACACCAUAAAUCAAACCGGAACACAGCAGUGACAGUGGUAUGUUGCGGUGUGAUCCCCACAACGCCGUUCUACAUUGUUCACAUUGGUACAUAAUUCUUGCCACGCCGGUACUCUUCUAAUGUGUAGAGGCUGCUCUUGAAAUGCCAUCAAAGCGCUUCGCCACUUCAAACAGUUCAAUUACUCGCAAAAGCGAAUCUGACGCAACCAGCUUGCUCGGGACAUACGCGGAUAAACCGGGGCAGCAUUGGCGAACGGCAAAUCCUUGUUCCCCCCCUUUGCCAGAGCGAAAGAUUAUCUCUUGCCGGCGGGCGGUAAUUUGGAUUUCAUCAUCUUUUCAGCAAUUCCAGCGUGGAAUCUUAGAAUCUCAAGAUCUGCCAGCCGCCGUGCCCCGUGACAGGUGUUUGUUUGAGUACUUCAUCAAUUGCAAACAAAAUGCUCAAACGGGCAAGCGUGUGCUGGGAUGACGUCGUUUGUGUCUUAGAAAUGAUUUGCCAAAAUGUACGAUUCUUCAAGGAGUUUUGGAGUGCUAAAAAAAGAAGCCAAAUCCUCUUCUAUUUACAAAUCCUGCGCCACACUUAAGCUACCUGAGAGUGUCUGCUAAGCCCAACCUGUCCACCAAGAUAAAAACAAGUCCCCCAUUCCUAAUGGAUCUUUUAAACUGUGUCGUUUGGAUGUGCGGCAACUUCCGCGUUUUGUGCUGCGCUCGCGUACCUCAUCGCUAGGAGCUGAUAGUAAACGCGUCGCUGCAAGUUCAAGGGCUCGCACGGUAAUGUCCGGCUGUCUGUGGGCACAGUAGCAUCAAGCCAACCUGUCAAACGCGGCUAGUCAAAUGACAUGUUUUCGGGGCUGGGGACGGGCGUAGCAGGGUAACAAUUGACAUUGCGUCCGAUCCGGUCAAUGCUCGUAAAAUGAGCGCCGCUGUGUUUUCCCACGAACCACACACACACACACACUUGACCCCACGGACAGGUUUCGGGCGAAGGAGGGUUGGAAUAGGUCUAGUUUGGAGCAACCAGCUUACACACCAAAGCGAGAUUGUCCACUUGCUUUGCAUUUCGUACUGUAAGUGACGUUUAAUGAUCGGUCCGAUUCGGUGUCCGAUCGCGCACUUCGUCUAGGCACCGGUCGAUGCCUCAAACGAGAACGAAAGCUCAACGCGGAGUUGCUUACCGUGCUGAGAGCAGCAAUUAACGCUGCCCUCCGAUGGGCUAGGGCCGGCCGGGCUACCGAUUAAUGAUACACUGGUGCGGUGGAUUUGAUUAAUGAUAAAGGUUCGUAUCGGCAUCUGUGUUGGUGUAUUGGUGCUUGGUGCCAGUUGCGCAAACCAAAUAUUACGCCAUCACACGGGUUAUCAUGAGUGAGAAAAGGUCACCGAUACGUAAUGGGAUCUAACAACAAGCGUCAGGUUGCCAGGGAGCGAUGUGCGAAAAUCCUAUGAAUAGCGCUAGAAUAAGGUAUGUAUGGAUGCCUUAGCACAAUCAGAUGCUGUGCGUCAUGGAUCAAUCAGAAGCUUAAAUGUACUCAGACUAAAGCCGAUUUGGUCUCAUUUUAUGGAAAAAAUUUUGGUUGUUCUAGCUCUUGAAAAACAUGUUAAAUUACAGCAGAAAACAAACUGGCAAUAAUUGUUAAACAAAUGCAGUAAACAGCAUACUUAUUUUGCUACUCAUUUCUUAUCAUUGCUCCACUCAUGUUUACCUCACGACUAAUGCAUUUUAACCCAUUAGUGCGCAGGUAUACAAAAACUUGAAUCUAAUGGCAUAACAUUUUAUAGACCGACUAUACAUGCACUAGGACGGAAGAUAAACGUAUUAUUUGAAUCAGACAAAAAAUUUAAAUAAGGAAACAGAAGUAUAUUGUUUGUCACAACUCUAUUAAAGCUUGAUGUCCUAUUUUUUUUAAGAACAAGAAUUAAGAAUUUGGUUUCUAAUAAUUAAAAAUCAAAAUAGCAGUCAGAAUGUUCUAUUGGGCUUAAACAAUCGCAGUAUUUAUCGUCCAAAUGAUCAUUAACCUAACUCCUCUUUAACAUACUCUAGUAGUUCACACUAUUCCCAAGAUAUUGACAGAUUGAACAACAUCACACACACAACACAUAAUGAAUUCCAGUCUAAAGUCACAAGCAAAUAUGAAAACUCUAUAGAAGUUGCUGUAAAGAUUCAAGGAACAGGAUCAGUUGACUAGCAAGCGAUCAGCUCAUGUGUUGUAGGAGUCUUGUUGUUACAGACUGAUUUUGUAAUAUUUAAUUUUAUUUAAAAUAUGAUAAAGCCCAAUAAGACCAAAAGAGUAAAUAUUGUGUUAUUAAUUUUAGUGUUUUUUAUGUCAUUACAAGAGCAUUUUAAAUUAUUUUCUUUAUGCUGUUCUACCGGCUAGAGCCGUCAGUCUUAAAUUUUUUUCAUAUUUUUUGACAAAUCAAUUCAACAAGUUAAGCCCGAAGGUACAACUCCCGCGUAAACAAAAGUAAUCAUGCUAACAUUUCAAUUUAUUGGCAAAUACACAAACAUUUAAAGCACAAUCACCUGUAUUGUUCGUACUCUCAUUCUACGCAGUGUCGUUCACCAUUCACAUGCAUCACACACGACCACGCCGCAUCAUACACCGUUUCCCUUGGCAACGGAAUAUUUCACACGUGCUCGUUAAUUUGUUUGGUAAACUAUCUCGCAUCCAAAACCAUUUCCUCAUCCAUACCGGAAAGAAUAUUGCUCGGUAAUAUACCGUUUCCUCAUAGUGGCGGCACAGCACGAAACACGAUUACUCAAUUGAACGUGCACAGUUGUAAAAAGAGAAAAAGACAAAAAAGAUUGUAAUUUUGGCAAACAGAACAAACAAAUAAUCUAAAACUGUUAUACCGAUGGCGCUUUGCGUACGUCACGCUUAUUACUUUCACCUUGACCGUACUGCGGCAAUAAUUUCAGUGUGUUUGGCUGUUUUUUUGUAUGUAAUUAAUUUACAAAACCGCUCUGCAACGAAUCAAUCAUCGGUUUUGUUCGGCAGACAACCCCAUGGGGCGAUAAGUGCAGUCAUGUUCGCCGCGUUGCCAUUUUACACUCCGUUCGCCGAAACCGGAAGCGCGUAGCAUCUUCACACUUGCACCUUCGGUCACAAGUUACACAUUUGAAUAGCGGUUGGAAUUAACUGAUUCAGCAAUGGACUGCUAUGAUUGGUCACUGUCAAGGUUGUGAGCGUCUAUAAAAAAAAACCCCGGGCGCCACAACAAACCGGCCCCAGCUGUGGAGAGCUAGAUACGUUUGAUGGUUCGCUCUGUGUCUUUUAUUUGGUUUUGUGUUUUUAUUACUGUUACAUAAACUUCUAACACAGCGAAGAAGCAGAAGACAUAAACUUCUAAAACAAAGCUGGAGAUGGAGAUGGUUCCCCAUUCUCACCUUGGUGGCAGGUUAAGGAAGUGUCCACGCCACCUGCCAACACGUUGGUCCGCGCCAACGAUCGGUCCGGAUCGAUAGGCGAAAUUAUUUCACAGCCUUGAACGCGGUACAAACGACCAGCAAUACCUUCACGUGUGAGUGUAAUGUCGUAAAGUGUCCGUCCGUCCGAUGUUAUCUCAACACUCCUCGGAAGCACCGCAGUUUACCGGUGUAACGGAGUUUCCGGACGCACGCGAAUGAGCAAUAAUUGUUGCUCCUUCGGCGUGUCGUUGGAAUCUACACAGGCCAGGCCGGUUCAAGAGCAACCGGGUGCAUCAUCACGGUGCAGGGGAAGAUGUGCAUCCGUAUGCUUGCAUGAUAGGGAUGCGUUGUACAGUAUUAUCCCACGAGGUAGCUGUACUGUGCAAUAAUUCAUGUACCGAUAAUUAUGUGUUCUUCUCGACACAACCAUUUGGCGUGGACUGGCGGACUCACGGUCAAGGUCGGUGUACGAGCCGGCUGCCGGGGAUUAUCGAACCUAGCAAUUACGCUCCACAUCAAUCACAUGUGAAAGAGGUUUGCUAGCCCAUGGGAAUUAUGCAAUGUUUGUUUAAAUCUUAAAAAUCCUUUUUAUCUAUUUUUGAAUUUUUGUGUAGUGUGAGGGGUUUUCCUAAAGGUUUUUGGAUAUUUCUUGAAGUUUUUUGAAUUUGUCUAACAAUGUAUUGACUAUUUUAUGAAAUUUGGCAACAAAUAUGUCAACAAACUCAGGAAUAUUGCUCACAUAUACUUAGAAAACUUUCAAACUUAUAUUAAGUUCGGUUUUCUACUUUAAGUUCAGAAACUUUCGAGGAAUCCUGGGAAAAUAUCUGUAUUUGUAGCGUACUUGUUGGACUAUUGAAAGAUAACAAAACAUGUUUGUACAAUUUUGAGGAGAGAGACGUCUAUAGCUUAAAACAUACCAAGAUUUCUAGCAGUUGAAAGUACUGGGUAAACGUAAAUCAGACUUGCCUAAUCCAUUCCAAUGAACGAACGAAUCACACAAGAAGGAACCACAAAAUCUGCCUCCCGAUUCAGAAUUAACGCAGAACACCAAAUUGGGACAAAAGUCUCUCCAAUACACAAGAAUGGAGCAAGAACCCAAGCUGGAGGUGUUUUAAUAAUACGCAAGGAAUCCAUCAGAAUUGACGUCAAUUUUUGGAGUGGUCACGUCAUUUGAAUCCCAUCCGUUCUAUACGCAAGCACUCCAGCAUCAGCCAUUCCUUGAUGUAUGUUUGAUUUAUAAAAGAAUUCAAACAAUAAAUGAUAGUUCGACCAUAAAACUCUUCAGCAAAGAUCUACAUGAUGUUGAUUGGUAGAGGCUAAGGGUAUCAGAUCACUUCAAAUCAGAAUGUAGAAUACCUUUUGGUGCUAUCCUAUUCGAUUGUGAGGAAUCCAAGCUAUUUCUUCAGCUUUAGAGCAAUAAAACGAGCCCUUUACGCCCAGCCAAAGAAACAAAGAAAACCCUUACGCUGGAAGUGUAUAAAUCAAAUUUAUUCAUUAAAUUGCCGUUUACACCGAGCACAGAAUACCCUCGAAAACUGGACCUUUAAAGAAAUCCCUAACCAGGUUCACUCAUUUUAUGCAAAACAGCCGCUCACACCACACCUUACUGAUUGACGUACAGACGAAUUCCCAAACGAGUGAUUCCCGUUUUUCCUCGAAAGCAUCACCGGUGUACACCGAGCCCACUACCUCCCCGAAAGUCCCACAAUCAAAACCCCAUUCAAACCUGGCCGCGGUGGCGCUUAGUCGGGAUUAUCAACACCGAAGCGAACCACGAAGAAGGCGAACCAAGCUUCCACCUUCAUUGACUAAUUCCUAGUCCGUCCGUCCGGUAGAGUUGGCAUGACGUCCGCCACGUUCUGUUUGUGUGUUUUAUGCAUGCAAAGGCAAGUUUUGCAUCUACUGCGGCCUGGUCUGGUGGCGGCACGUUCAGCAUCAUCAGUGCCGCAUGAUUUAUGACGCUGGAUGCACACGAUAGCGUAGAACGUCCUAGCCCGCUCGGCCGGGAUGUUCGCUUAACAUUCACCAAACAACGUCGGUACGGUAAAACGGCUGUAUUUAGUUAGCAGACCAGUGUGUGUGGAGUCGUUUCCGGUGGCGUUCGGUUUGUGUGCGGAUUUUCAGGAGUGUCUAUUGUGGCUGGAUAGCUCUACCAACACAGGGGCGAGUAGAUUUAUGUAACUUCCUUCCCAGAUGUACAAACAAAGACACAAAAGGGUCCCCUUCUCACCCCAGCAGAGAUGCAGUAGAAAUGCCAAAUAGUGAAAAUGCGUGCCUCAAUCACUCACCGAAUAGGCAGGUAGUGGUGACAGGUUGGAAGGGCAAGGAUCAUGACGUCAAUGGGGUAAUAUGUUACUCCACACCGGCUAGUAAACAAUGCAACUAGCCUUGCCGUAUCGGCUUGCAUGUGUGGUGCAUCGUCGGCGUCGUCAUCAUCAUCGUUGCACACGUACACCUUGACGGUCCGGUUUUAACUCGAUAUGGGGUAUGAUCAGAGAAUGUAGUUCAAAGUCAGUGGAUUGAUAAGCUCCGGGAAUAUGCCUAGACAAGUGGAAUUUUCCUACAAGAUUCUUCAUUUUUCUUCUUAAAUUUUGAGAAAAUAAAAAAAUAUAUAAAAACUAAAUGAUUCCUUAUAAUCUUUAACCCUAUUUACAUGGAAUCUCAAGGCACAACACACCCUUUACAGGUCCCUCUGUCACCGGGCUGCACAUUGCCGCCGCAGUAUACAAUUAGUUGUUUAGACCCUGAUCUUACCAUAUCCAUGGAAUAACAUACCAUGAGCAGUAAAUAACGUUAGAAGCGGUGGCAAACACACUCAGUCCCCGCCACUGCUGCCAAGAAGUGGCAUCACACCGUUCGUGACGUGUUUUACCCGCCAAGAACGGGGGUUAGGUUUGGUAUUCUUGUGCUCUCCCACAAAGCACAAAGCACUGUUUGUCAUUUGUAGUCAUUUUAUUUCCUUCAGUAGCAGUGAUAUGUACACAUAUCAUUGUUGAGCACUGCAACGAAAUAGUCGAAAAUACCUACGCACACACAGACACAAACUGCCCCGCACACACACGCACGCACGCAACUGCACGGCCAUGGCAUCGGUAUACCCAAGGACACUCGGUGGGUUCACGCUUUUGCUGCUGGCACUCGCCGCCACCAUUACGCCCGGGGGUGGACAGGCACUGAUCACACCGCUGGAUUCGCCACUGCUCGCCACCAAGUACCGGGGCUUUCGCGAGGUCAUGUUCAACUUCAUCGGUCAAACCGGCAACAACAAGAACAAGUUCCUGAUCAAUCUGAAAAAGGGAAAAGUUCAAAAACAGUUCGGUCCCGAGGAACCGUUCUUCUGCAACACGACUGGCAUGCGCAGUGAGACGGUACCGACCUCCGUGGACAGAUUGCGGCCAGGCGAUAUCGAUAUCAUCGGUGCGAUUGGGGAUUCGCUGACGGCAGGAAAUGGUGCAAUGGCGACCAACAUACUUGAGGUGUUGAUCGAAAACAAGGGCCUUUCGUGGAGCAUCGGUGGGCAGGGCACGUGGCGACAGUUUCUAACGCUGCCGAACAUACUGAAGGAGUACAACCCGAAGCUGUACGGCUAUCCGACCAAGGAUGGUCUGUCGACGCGCAAGGCUUCACUGUUUAACGCGGCAGAAGGUGGCGCCAUGUCCCAGGACAUUCCCUAUCAGGCCCGCAAUCUCGUCAAGCGGAUGCUGUCCGACCGAAAGGUAGACAUCAACAACCACUGGAAGAUGAUCACGCUCAUGAUCGGUGGCAAUGACUUCUGUGCCGAGAUCUGUUACAUGGCCACGCCCGAAAAGAUACUGCAGUAUCACGAGAAGAACAUCGUCAGUGCGUUACGAACCUUCCGUGAUUAUCUACCGCGCACCUUCGUCAAUCUGGCGGCGAGUCCAAAGGUGGACAUCUUGGCACGCUUCAAGAACAAACCACAGGAGUGCGUCUCGAUGCACGUAAUCGAGUGUCCGUGUCUGCUGGCCACACGGUUCCGCAAGCAGCGCGAACGGUUCGUCAAGCUGAUCGAGGACUGGAACAUGCUGCAGAUGGACAUUGCCGCCCGGGAGGAGUUUCACCGCAAGCCCGACUUUGCCGUCGUUUAUCAGCCGUUCACGAUGAACCUUACCUUUCCGGAGACGGCCAGCGGCGAUACGGACUUUACGUACAUGUCGCUCGAUUGCUUCCACCUCAGCCAGAAGGGCUAUGCGCUCGCUUCGAACGCACUGUGGAACAAUAUGCUCGAACCGGUGGGGGGUAAAUCGAUGAACUGGGAGCGCGAGUUUACGCUGUUUAGGUGUCCGAGCGCGGAAAUGCCAUUCCUGCGAACGCCCGGAAACAGCUAAGGCACUCUGAGCACAAAAAGGGGGGCCAAAAAGCUGACGCACUUCAUCAAAAAUGUGAUAUUAUUUCUACUUACACACCGGUGGGGUUUGGAAGGAAUCCGAAUUCCCCACACUCAUCAAUCAUCAUGUGCAAUUUUACGUUUUUAAGACACGCUAACGGGCUUAAGAGUUAAGAAUCACUUGUCACCCACCAAUCAUUGUGUUCACCUUGGGCAGGACACUACGCAACCGCAACACUGCCGUCGAAGCUUACGCAAUGCCUUCAUCUCACUCAUGCAAUGCACACUGCUCUGGAAGGAUUUCAUUACAGUUUUACAUACAUAUUUUACGCAACUUUA